Molecule: messenger RNA, 2552 nt
Organism: Cornus florida
Lineage: Eukaryota; Viridiplantae; Streptophyta; Magnoliopsida; Cornales; Cornaceae
Exons: 2
Coding region: 851-1267 (138 amino acids)
Source: RefSeq, a predicted model, not a curated record
CCCUAUUCCUCUCUCAUUUCUUUCUUUUGUUAUCUUUUGCGUCGUCUAGAUAAGUUUCAAUGUGCUUCAUGUGAGUUUCUGGGCAGUUUUGACCUUUUCCUGCACUUUCUCUGUCAUUUUCGAUCAAUCGUAGAACCUUCUCAAUCGAUCGAACUCUGCAGACUCCAAUUUUACCUAGAAAUCACCUCUCAGUAUCCAUCCUUCGUGAGUAAUCCUGAUCAAUCGAAGUGGCUUGGCGAUCGAUCGAAUUUGUGUAUCAAAAAUUUCAAUCUUCCAUAGUAUCGUUUGUCAGCUUGUCAAUCGAUCACCAAACUUAGCGAUUGAAUGAAAUUGGACUUUUCAUCUUCCUAUCAUCAUUCAUGAUUAUUUACGAUCAAUCGCCAAAGUCAUCGAUUGAUCGUAUUGGAGCCAAAAUUCCUUUUUGAAAAAAUCAAUUUUGAUUCAAGAUGGAUCGUGUUCAAAUUUCAAAAAUCGUGCUUUGGCCGUUCGCUUCCUUAACCCUAAUUUUUUUAUAAUUCUUUCUCUCUCCUCAUUUUCUUCACUUUUUUCUUUUCUUUUCCUCCUCUGCUUUCUCUCUCUACCCCUUCAAUUUCUCCCUUUCUUCUCCAUCUCUAUGUUUCAUUCCCCUCACACCCGAAGCCACCAUCCAUUCUUAAUCUCUCAAGCUCUUAUCACCAUCCCACCACAAGCCACAACCACCAAGCCCGAACCUCCUCUUGUCGUCUCUAUCUGUUCCGGUGAGCAUCAAGCCUCACGCUGCUGCACUUCGCCGUGUCUUCCAUAGUUUCCGGCAGAGAGCUCUUGGCCAAGGGCCGAGCUCUCCUUUUCUCUUAUCUCGGUUUGCAUCUCCAUGUUCUCUCUGUCUUGUCUAUUUUUGGCCGAUUUAGGCCAAGGAGAUUCGGUUCUUCACCACCAGCGAAUAUUCCGACAAUUUACCAUCUUCUCCGGCCACGGUUUGCCAGAAUUUCCAGAGUCUUCCAAUCUCUCUCUCGGUUGCCUCUUCUCUCUCUUACAGAUGCAGUGGACAAAGACAACUGCUGAAAAGAGAGUUACCGGGCCUCGACAAUCACCUUAUUCUCCACGGGAGGAGUUUUCUUUUUCUUUUGAGGCCAAGGCUACUGUAUCAUCUUUUACUUCUUCUUCUGGGCAAUCAUCUAUGGACGCACAAGGCCCCAUUGACAGAGUAGUGGCUGGUCUUUAUUUUUCUGGGAGAGAGCUAGAGCUUGAGCACACAUUUGACACAGAUUUUUUUGCCCAGUCAGAGUAGACUAAGUAGGCUUUUGAUGAGAUGAAGUGCCGAGGAUUUUCUAGUAUUAUGACACCGCCUAGCGACAUGGUUUAUCCUCGGUUGGUUGCAUUAUUCUACCAGCACCUUCGACGGGAUGAGGAGGACUCGCAGAUCUUUCAUACUACUGUAGAUGGGUAGGACAUUGUCAUUUCUACUGUCGCUAUAGAGAUAGCCACCAGAUGCCCCUACCUGUCUGUAGUGGUCACAGAGACUGAGCAACCCUUAUAUCCAAUUAUUACAGACUAUCAUUUAGAGCCGGAUAUGGUUGCUUCUCUCUCUCCUCAUAUUACUUACUCAGGCAACCCUCAUGCUGAGCGGGUGGACAUUCCACCCAGAUUAUGGUUCAUUGACACAGUGGGCUUAAUACUAAGAGGCGGGAGGGAAUUCUGAACGCUUUGUACAGUUUUAAUCAGGGAUGCUGGGUUUCGAUUCCUGCUAUUAUCUAGGAGAUUAUCCAUAAGUAUUGGGAUAAUACGGUGUUCAGACGGAAUGACAGCGAAUUCCUGGUCUCUACCCUUUGGCCACUUGAUCACACAGAUUCUAGAGAACCAGGGCUUUCAUAUUGACCCAGAUGAGGAGGCAGAGCCGGCAGAAGAGAGAGAAAAAAGGAAGUACGGUGCAACCUAGUAGAGGAAGACUUGUAAUGCUAUUCAAGGUAGUUUGAAAAGGGCUGCAUUAAAGAGGCUUCAGACUGCAGAUUCAUAAGAGGGAUCUCGGGAAGGAUCAUCUACCUCUUCCAGCCUAGGUCUAGACAGCGCACCACUUCCACCGCUUUUCAACAUCCCACAGCAUCACAGUCCCAGACAGGCACUUCUUCAACUCCACCUCCACCUCCAGCAGCUCCUUCAAGCCCCAUUUCUCAGCAUGCCAGCUCUGAGUCCAGCCUUCGAGGCGAUAUUACUCAGCUUCAGUUUGAGCUCAGAUCAUUCGAUGCCCGGAUGACAUAGAGAGCUGCUGAUAUUGAGAGAGGCAUCACUGAUUCAAGGAGAGAUGUUGCACAGCUCGGGACCGAGGUAGUUCAGCUCAAGACUGAUGUAGCCUAGCUCCGAACUGAGAUGACCAGCUUCUGCGCCAAGGUUACUGACAUGUUUCAGCAUAUCACUGAUUUGCUCAAGCCAGAUGUGAUUCCAUGACUGCACUUUCUCUCUCUUACUCGUUACAUACUCCUGACAUUAUUUUGAUACUGUUUUGAUACAUUGCUAUUUUGGGGAUAUUUUUACUAUUUUUCUAUAUUAUGCUUGCAUUUCUGGAUCUUUAUUUUGGA